GAUUCCGGCUGAAUCCGCCGGGGUGAGGCCUGGCUUCCGGGCUUUUGAAAGCUCCCCAGGGCAUUCUAAAGUGCCGUGGGGGCUGGGAGACACGGCUCCGCCCGGAUUCCAAUGAAAAGGGUGGUCCAUACUGGCGGUUCUCAAACUCCGCUGUCUGUAGGAAUCCCCAGGCGAACUUCAAAAAAUGCUGGUGCUCAGGUCCCAACCUCAGGGACCGUGUGCUGGGCCGGACUUUGGCAGUUUGAAGAGUCCCAGGUGAUGACAAUAUGCAAGCGAGGUUGAGAAUCUCUGCUUUACCAGGUGGUGCGAGGGCCGGGCGCAGUGAGCGCCGCGCGCCACUGGGUGGCGCUGCCCCCUCGGUCCGGUGCUCGGGGAGGCGCGGGCCGCGUCCGGCUGCGCACCUGCCCCGCCUCCUCCAGGCGGGCCGCGGGGCAUGCAGCCGGUCGGGGGCGGGGCUCCGAGGCCGGGACCCGGCCACCGGCUCUCGGGCAGCCUCCGCCAGCUGGACCCCGCCGCUCUCCUGAUGCUGCUCCUGGACGCCGACCGGCCGGAGCCCGUGCGCAGCGGGGCGCGCGAGCUCGCGCUCUUCCUGACCCCCGAGCCCGCGGCCGAGGCGAAGGAGGUGGAGGAGACCAUCGAGGGGAUGCUCCUCAGGCUGGAAGAGUUUUGCAGCCUGACCGACAUGAUCAGGAGCGACACUUCACAGAUCUUGGAGGAAAACAUCCCACUCCUUAAGGCCAAAGUGACCGAAAUGCGUGGCAUCUAUGCCAAAGUGGACCAGCUAGAGGCCUUCGUCAAGAUGGUUGGGCACCACGUCUCCUUCCUGGAGGCCCACGUGCUUCAGGCCGAGCGGGACCACGGGGCCUUCUCGCAGGCUCUGCGGAGGUGGCUGGGCUCCUCGGGGCUGCCCUCCUUCAGGAAUAAGUCGUCCACGCCGGCACCCCUGCCCUUCGAGCUGCCCGCGCUGUACCGGACGGAGGACUACUUCCCCGGGGACGCGGGGGACGCGCCCAGGACCCCCAGUCGCCGCCGCCGCAGGCGCGUGUGAGCUCUGCCGUCGGGGUCGUCGGAAAGCGACAGUGCGUGCGUGCAGCGGCUCGGGUUUUCUGGUCUUCUCGCUGUGCAUUUGUGUUUUUCAGUUUCCUCUCUCGCUUCAUGUGAAACGGCGGGGUUCGGAGAAGCAUCUGGAGCCCCCACGCGUGCCGCGCUGAGCCGGCCGGCGGUUCCCACCCGGGUCGGGCCUGCCUGGUGUCCUGGGACGGGGCACGCGGGUCUCAGGAGCUUCGGGGCUCCGGGACCGGGGACUCGAUCUCCCUGUCGGUCUGUGCCUGGCUUUGCGUGGGCGUCAUGGGGUGGGGGUGGGGGGGCGCUCCUGCACCAGGUGCGUGGCUCCAGGUCUGUCUGUGGUGGGUAGUUUGGCUGCCAAGCCCCGUGCCCACGGGCCUGUGAAUCAUCUCAAUAAAGGUGUCAAGAGCUCA
Molecule: messenger RNA, 1478 nt
Organism: Leopardus geoffroyi (Geoffroy's cat)
Lineage: Eukaryota; Metazoa; Chordata; Mammalia; Carnivora; Felidae
Gene: BCAS4
Product: breast carcinoma amplified sequence 4
Exons: 5
Coding region: 434-1048 (204 amino acids)
Cellular component (GO): BLOC-1 complex
Source: RefSeq, a predicted model, not a curated record